Messenger RNA from Ixodes scapularis (black-legged tick), 1190 nucleotides. RefSeq names its product cytochrome P450 3A9-like. Gene Ontology annotation, molecular function: oxidoreductase activity, acting on paired donors, with incorporation or reduction of molecular oxygen; heme binding; iron ion binding. Lineage: Eukaryota; Metazoa; Arthropoda; Arachnida; Ixodida; Ixodidae. The transcript is spliced from 9 exons. The record is from RefSeq and is a predicted model, not a curated record. The coding region runs from base 1 to 1149 and encodes 382 amino acids.
AUGCUGCCCCUCAUGGACACUUGCACCGACGAGUUCCUGGAAGUUCUUGACUCUCUGCACGAACAGGAAAAGGCUUUCGAAAUAAGGGAGGUAUUCCAGAAGCUUUCAUUGGACGUGAUUGUGCGGUCGGCCUUCGGGGUGCAAUCGAACGUUCAGAAGAAUCCAGGAACGACGGGCAUGAACGCGAUCGUGAAGAUGAUUCUGGACGGCCUCAACGAAUUCCGCACGGGCUGGAUGGAGUUUUUUGUUGCUUGUUUUCCAGAAUUUUCUUUGGUAUGGAAGCUGGUUUUGAUGUGGAGACAACGUUUUAUGAAAUUACCCGUGGACAAAAUGUAUAAUUGCAUUAUGCCGAUCAUUGAUAUACGCCGGUCUAACCCCGAGGCUCGUCGGCAAGACCUGUUGCAGCUAAUGCUGAAUGCUGAGGCUGUAAACGUCCACCAGCUCACGGUUGGCAACGACGGCGAGGCACCUAAGUCCGCUGAAUCUUCGAUGAGCGCUCGGAAGCAUCGGUGCCUGUCCAACGCUGAGGUUCAAGCCAACGCGGUGCUGUUCCUAGUCGCUGGUUUUGAGACGACGAGCACGGCUUUGACGUUCACGACUUACCUGCUGGCAAAGUUCCAAGACGUCCAAGACAGACUGAGAAGCGAAAUAAGUGACGUAUUGGAGAGAGACGGAAGGUUCAACUACGACAACGUAUUCAGCAUGCGUUAUUUAGACCAAGUAAUCACCGAAUCCUUUAGGUUCUAUCCACCACUCACCGGAUUCAUCACGAGGACCUCUCAUCAGGAAUACGAAUACAAUGGGCUUAAGAUUCCCGCUGGAAUGAAUAUACUGAUUCCCCCGUUCCAAAUUCAACGGGAUCCAAACUUGUGGAGCGAGCCCGAGAAGUUCGAUCCGGAGAGAUUCAGCGUUGAAAAUAAGGGAAACAUCAAAACAAUGGCCUUUCAAGCCUUUGGCAACGGACCCCGAAACUGUGUGGGAAUGCGCUUCGCCAAACUCGAGAUGAAACUGACUCUGGCCAAGAUGCUGGCAAAGUACAAAUUUCUGCUCGACGAAAGACACAUCAAGGAAGAUCAACUCAAGCUGGGCUCUAGCUUCGUUUUUUCCUAUCCCCUUGACGGAGCUUGGUUGAAAGUGGAGAAGAUAUGAAUUUCGAAUGACUCUUCGAAAGAACUGUACAUAAAUAAAUU